UGAUGCCUCUGCAAAAAGCAGAGUCAAGACGGCUCAGUUAGCAGCAUGUCUCGUCGAAAGCAAGCGAAACCCCAGCAUCUCAAAUCGGACGAAGAGCUGCAAGCGGAGGUAGUUUCCGAGCACGCAGUCCCGGGGGAAGGAGCAGACGAUGGUGACAGCGGGAACGAAAGCAGGAGCGGAAGUGAAGAAACCAACGUUUGUGAGAAGUGCUGUGCGGAGUUCUUCAAGUGGACGGACUUCCUGGAGCACAAGAAGAACUGCACAAAAAACCCCCUGGUGCUGAUCGUGAAUGAAGAUGAGGCAGCUCCACCGCCCGCUGAGGAGUUCCCCGAGCCCUCACCUGCUAGCUCUCCCAGUGACCAGGCAGAGAGUGAAGCUGCUGAAGAAGGUGUCCAGCCGGAAAACAGUGAGAGCUCUGAGGUAAAAAGCACGGAAAAGGAAGAAGAGCCAAUGGAGGUAGAAACCGCGGAGAAAAGUUUCCAGAAUCAAGGCACCUCAAACACAGCUACUCCUCUACCUCAGCUCCCUGAACCGUCGCCUAUGACAAGCUAUGCCAUGCCAAACACGAAUGUCACACUGGAGACACUGCUGAGCACUAAAGUGGCGGUGGCGCAGUUCUCGCAGAGCGCACGGUCAGCCGCCUCCGCCAGCAUCAGCAGUGGGGUGACGGCCGUGGCCAUCCCCAUGAUCCUGGAGCAGCUCAUGGCCCUGCAGCAGCAGCAGAUCCACCAGCUGCAGCUGAUUGAGCAGAUCCGCAGCCAGGUGGCCAUGAUGAACCGGCAGCCCCUGCGGCCGGCCCUCAACCCGGUGGUGGCCGCGCCAGGAGUAGCGGGGCAGGCCUCAAACCAGCUGCAGGGCUUUGCCACGAGCGCCGCCAUCCAGCUCACCGCCGUCCUUCCUCCCGCCAUCAUGGGACAGGCUGCUGGCGCUCAGCCCCCUGCCUUCGACGGCUCUCAGCACAUCUCCAGACCGACGUCUGGAGCGAGCACACCCAAUAUAUCCAGCAGUGGCUCCUCCGCCCCUCCAGAGUCUAGUGUACCCUGCUCUUCUAACGCGAUCACGUCUGUAACACCUGUUUCAGUGUCAAACACUACUAUCAGUGCUUCGCAGCCCCAGAAUGCUUCAACUCCGCCUUCCAUAGGACAUGGAAGCCUCACCUCGAUUUCUAACCUGCCAAACCCACUUCUACCUCAGACUUCCUCAAAUAGUGUGAUCUUCCCCAAUCCGCUUGUUAGCAUCGCAGCAACAGCUAAUGCACUAGAUCCUCUGUCUGCCCUCAUGAAGCACCGCAAAGGAAAGCCACCAAAUGUGUCAGUGUUUGAGCCCAAGUCAAGCUCCGAGGAUCCCUUUUUUAAACACAAAUGCCGAUUUUGUGCCAAGGUCUUUGGAAGUGACAGUGCUUUACAAAUCCACCUCCGCUCGCACACAGGGGAAAGACCUUUUAAAUGCAACAUAUGUGGAAAUCGCUUUUCCACAAAAGGCAACCUGAAAGUUCAUUUUCAGAGGCAUAAAGAGAAAUAUCCCCACAUUCAGAUGAAUCCCUAUCCUGUUCCAGAAUACCUCGAUAAUGUGCCCACUUGUUCUGGCAUCCCAUAUGGGAUGUCGCUGCCCCCUGAAAAGCCGGUCACAACGUGGUUAGACAGCAAACCUGUCCUACCGACCAUUCCAACUUCCAUUGGGCUCCAGCUGCCCCCCACGAUUCCUGGUGUGAACAGUUACGGAGAUUCUCCAAGCAUCACUCCCAUGAGCAGGUCACCUCAGAGGCCUUCUCCUGCUUCCAGCGAAUGCACUUCCUUAUCUCCAAGCCUCAACACAUCUGAGUCAGGUGUUCCAGUGUCUGCUGAAUCCCCGCAGCCCGUUCAGAGCAGCUCAUCCCUGACCAAGGCUGAACCCAUCAGUCUGCCUCCCGCAAGUACGCGGCUUGGGGACCACUCUGUAAGUGGACAAGUUUCCACAGCUUCCACGACUUCAAUUCCAACCAUUGUUACGGACAGCAGUGUUUCGACAAGCCUCCCAAACCCUGUGCUUCCAACAAUGUCUGACCAGUUUAAGGCAAAGUUUCCAUUUGGUGGUCUGCUAGAUUCUAUGCAAACAUCAGAAACCUCAAAACUACAGCAGCUAGUAGAGAACAUUGAUAAGAAGAUGACAGAUCCAAAUCAAUGCGUCAUUUGUCACCGCGUGCUUAGUUGUCAGAGUGCUCUCAAGAUGCAUUACAGAACGCAUACAGGAGAAAGACCAUUUAAAUGCAAAAUUUGUGGACGUGCCUUUACUACCAAAGGCAAUCUAAAAACGCAUUUUGGAGUUCAUCGAGCAAAGCCACCACUUAGAGUACAGCACUCGUGUCCCAUUUGUCAGAAGAAAUUUACAAAUGCAGUUGUUCUUCAGCAGCAUAUUCGUAUGCAUAUGGGUGGGCAAAUUCCUAACACGCCAUUACCAGAGGGCUUCCAGGACGCCAUGGACUCAGAACUUUCCUAUGACGAGAAGAACAUUGACACGUUGAGCAACUUCGAUGAUGACAUUGAUGAAAAUUCUAUGGAAGAGGACCCGGAGUUAAAGGACAUAACAAGCGACUCAGCAAAACCCCUUAUCUCUUACUCUGGGUCAUGUCCUUCUUCGCCGCCUUCUGUGAUCUCCAGUAUCGCUGCUUUGGAGAAUCAAAUGAAAAUGAUUGAUUCUGUCAUGAACUGUCAGCAGCUGACCAGUUUAAAAUCCAUAGAAAAUGGAUCAGGGGAAAGUGACCAUUUGAGCAAUGACUCCUCAUCGGCUGUUGGUGAUCUCGAAAGCCAGAGUGCAGGCAGCCCUGCAAUGUCAGAGUCUUCUUCCUCCAUGCAAGCUCUGUCUCCUGUAAAUAGUAACAGUGAAAGUUUCAGAUCAAAGUCCCCAGGUCUCAGCAACCAGGAAGAACCACAAGAAAUACAAUUAAAGACUGAAAAACCAGACAGCCCACCACCCGCAACUGAAAAUGGAGGCGCGUUAGAUCUGACAUCCACCAACCCUGGAAGACCGGUCAUCAAAGAGGAGGCUCCUUUUAGCCUGCUGUUCCUGAACAGAGAACGUGGUAAGUUUAAAAGUACUGUUUGUAAUAUCUGUGGCAAGCCUUUUGCUUGUAAGAGUGCAUUGGAAAUUCACUACCGCAGCCAUACUAAAGAACGUCCAUUUGUUUGUACAGUCUGCAAUCGUGGGUGUUCCACUAUGGGUAAUUUAAAACAACACUUACUGACGCACAAAUUAAAAGAGCUGCCUUCUCAGUUAUUUGAACCCAACUUUACUCUAGGUCCCAGCCAAAGUACUCCUAGCCUGGUCACCAGUACAGCGCCUACCAUGAUCAAAAUGGAAGUGAAUGGUCACAGCAAGCCGAUCUCUUUGGGUGAGGUUCCCUCGCUUCCAGCUGGAAUCCAGGUUCCUGCUGCACCACAGACAGUGAUGAGUCCGGGGAUCACCCCCAUGCUGGCACCCCCCCCUCGCCGCACUCCCAAGCAGCACAACUGUCAGUCUUGUGGGAAGACCUUCUCCUCAGCAAGCGCACUGCAGAUACACGAGCGCACCCAUACUGGUGAAAAACCGUUUGGUUGCACAAUCUGUGGUAGAGCUUUUACCACAAAGGGGAAUCUUAAGGUUCACAUGGGAACGCACAUGUGGAAUAAUGCACCUGCACGCCGCGGCCGUCGCCUCUCCGUGGAAAACCCCAUGGCUUUGCUGGGUGGUGAUGCACUGAAGUUCUCUGAAAUGUUCCAGAAGGAUUUGGCAGCUCGGGCCAUGAACGUUGACCCCAGUUUUUGGAACCAAUAUGCUGCAGCUAUCACAAAUGGACUUGCCAUGAAGAACAAUGAGAUUUCUGUCAUACAGAACGGAGGCAUUCCCCAACUCCCAGUAAGUCUUGGUGGAGGUGCCAUCCCACCUCUAAGCAACCUUACCAGUGGCAUGGACAAAGCUCGCACGGGCAGCAGCCCUCCCAUUGUUGGUUUGGACAAAGCAAGUUCUGAAACUGGAGCCAGUCGUCCAUUCACCAGAUUUAUUGAGGAUAAUAAAGAGAUUGGCAUAAAUUAAAAGCAUUCGUUACGAAUAACUGUUGGACCACUACUCGACGCAACACUUGUCCUGUUCCAUGUACAGCUUUUGAAGUUAAGCAUUAGUUUCCUGACCUAAAUGCAUAGGUUCCCCUUAAAAUUUUACCCGUAGCAGAAAUACCCAACUUUGUGGCUGCUGAAAAGUUGUCUUGCAAGAUCUGCAUGGUACUUCUUUCAACAGUGAGUUUGACUGUU
Messenger RNA from Phasianus colchicus (ring-necked pheasant), 4262 nucleotides. Lineage: Eukaryota; Metazoa; Chordata; Aves; Galliformes; Phasianidae. The record is from RefSeq and is a predicted model, not a curated record.